Molecule: messenger RNA, 1361 nt
Organism: Durusdinium trenchii
Lineage: Eukaryota; Dinophyceae; Suessiales; Symbiodiniaceae
Source: the annotation of a GenBank genome assembly
UGGCUCUGAACAGCGCUCCGCCACCCGACGAACGGAUCGGCCGUAGCAGUGCCGGUUUUUACGUGACCGUCGAAGGAGUCGCUGAUUUGGGGCGAAGCACCAAGAGGCCCACCUGCUGCCAUGGAGCGAGGACCUCGGCGGCGACAAGAGCAACAACGUCCUCCCUCGCGUGGGCGGCGCAACAACCAAGAGCAGGCGGGUCCUGCGGUGCGGCGGAGCUCCUCUGCACCGGGGCGCGGCCGUGAGCCCAUUCAGGCGGCUCCUGAGCCGCGGCGCCGCCGGGCGGCGUCCACAGGGCGGCCGCCGGUGAGGCAGGCAAAUCCUCCCAGAAAGAAGGAUUGGUCCCACCCUCAAGGGAAGAAGUUUGACGAGCUGGAAGAGGAAAGCAUGAUUGAUGGUGUGGUCGUCAAUGUGGGCGACUAUGGCGUGUUUGCGGAUAUUGGAUACGAGCAAAACGUGAUUUUGGCCAUUCCUCGAAGGUUUUGGCGUCGCUUCCGCCGGGGAGAUGUCCUCGAGGACAUGCAAGUGGUGAGUGUUGACUUGAAGAUGCGUCGAGCCACAGUCACUCUCCAGGAUGUGGAGCAAACGCUGCAGGGCAGCCGCCUUCCUCUUGAGGAGCUUCAAGAGGGCAAUUACGUGAACGGCGUGGUGGAUGCCAAAAACCAGUUUGGCAUCUUCGUGAAUAUUGGAGCACACAAUUGCCAUGGUCGUCUUGCAGUGCCGCGCUUCCUGGGCAACCAGCUUCUCAGGGGUCAGGUCCUGCGAGAUUUGUGCAUCGCCACCGUGGAUGUGGAGAACAAGAGAGUACGUCUCAUUAUUGAAGAUUUAGACUCAGCCAUCGCCGAUCCGGAGAUGGUCUCUUUGCAGACGAUGACUGCAGACAUGGACGAGAGACCACCGAAGGUGGAGGAACCUAUGCAGCCCGAGAAAGCGCCCAAGGCGGUGCCCAAGUCGCGGAGCAAAGCGCCCAAGGUGGAACAACCAAAGCAGGACCUUGAAGUGGGUGAUUUGGUGGAUGGCAUCGUAGCGCAAAUCAACAAUAAGGGCGUGUGGGUGGACUUCGACGGGCCCGAGCGUGGUCUACUCGAGGUACCUCCAGAGCUCAAGGGCGAAUUCCGCCGGGGGGAUUCCGUGCAGGGCAUGCGCAUCGAGGAGCUUCCGGAUCAUGGCCCUCCGGUCUUGUCAAUGGAAGAGCCUGAACUCGAGGUGGAAGAAGUCAAAGGGAGGAGCAAGAACAAGCCUCAGGGCAAGGCCAAAGGUAAGUCGAAGCGCGGCUGAGAGAGACCUGAGAUGCUCAUCGCGCUGAGUAGUGUGUGAUCUGCUCCGCAUGCGUCGUUGAUGCCAUGAACAACAACAACCAC